Fusarium sp. VM40 is the source of this 783-nucleotide messenger RNA. NCBI's taxonomy places the organism in Eukaryota, Fungi, Ascomycota, Sordariomycetes, Hypocreales, Nectriaceae. The record is from the annotation of a GenBank genome assembly.
AUGAAGAAAUCACUCCUUGAGCUGGAUCCAGAAGCCGAUGCGCUGCUCAUCUUGCGAUGUCCCAACUUGCAACAGGUUCAUCCAGUAAAGGAACAGGAUGUACAGCAUGAGACACAUAAGGCCGAACUGAGGACGACUUCCCCGCCCCAAACUAAAGGCAACCAGAAAAGCAAAACACCAACGGACCUGAAUGGUAUCACAUCUCUACAACCAUAUCAGGAGACUGGUAAUCCUAACGAGAUUGAAUUUCGAGUAUCCGCCAAGCAUCUUUGUGGCGCGUCAGCAGUUUUUAGAAAGAUGAUAAAAGGCAACUUUCAAGAAUCGCAACCCAACGACAAAGGCUUCUUGGAAAUUAGAGCUUCGGACUGGAAUGCCCGGGCCCUCCUGGUCUUACUUGACAUUAUACAUGGCCACCACCGUCAGGUACCAAGAAACCUAGAUCUGGACACCGUAGCACAAAUUGGGUUCCUCGUUGAUUACUACGACUGCCUUGAAAUUGUUCAGGUUUUCUUUGAUCACUGGCAAGCACAUCUCCCCGAUUGGUGGAGAUAUAUCUGGGAGAACUUUGACAGAAGCUUAACAAAUUCUUUUGGUGAAGCCGAGUCAUUGCUGUUAUUUAUUGCCUUGAAAUUUCAACACCCAUUGGUCUUCAAGAACCUGACAAUUUCCGCAAUACUCACAACACCCGGCCUUAUUGAAACACAUCUGCCGAUACCCAGCCAAAUCCUCGGUAUGAACUCCUGCUUAACCCACGACAUAGGUAGAGUGGCUAAUUUGGGAUAG